AUGGAAAGGGUUGGAUCGGAGCUAACGAUCAGGGAAAUGGCAACUGGACAUGGAGUGAUGGGAAAAAAUGGGAUUAUGAUCGUUUAUAUCUUACAAGUGGAUCAUUUCGGCCCCGUCGCCUAUAUGGAUGCUAGUGAGCAAGUGUGGUGGAAAGAGGCUCGCAACGUCACCUACUCGUUUCUUUGUGCUUCACCGGUGACCGGCUUGACAGAACUCACAUCGACACCAUCACCAAUCACCAUCAAUCCCACCAAUUAUCCAGAACCGCUCAACUGCUUGCCAUGCAUCAGCGAGUCGUUUACGGUCGAUCUACGAGUUCGCGAAGAAAUCGCUGAG
Molecule: messenger RNA, 336 nt
Organism: Mesorhabditis belari
Lineage: Eukaryota; Metazoa; Nematoda; Chromadorea; Rhabditida; Rhabditidae
Source: the annotation of a GenBank genome assembly